Messenger RNA from Perkinsus marinus ATCC 50983, 1330 nucleotides. RefSeq lists its product as hypothetical. The record is from RefSeq and is a predicted model, not a curated record. Bases 16 to 1173 code for a protein of 385 amino acids. The transcript is spliced from 4 exons. Lineage: Eukaryota; Perkinsozoa; Perkinsida; Perkinsidae.
CAUUUAGUUUUCAAUAUGCUCCUACUUAUCCUCUCCACGGCGCUACUUGUGAACUUGACUUUUGUGUUCUCUGGUUGUGACGCCGAAGCGGUCGCUAAGAUCCUACGUGGGCAAUCCGUCAAUGGGCCCCAAGCUGGUGGUAGCUCCGUGUCGGAAGGCACUUGUAGUGGCAAGAGCCUUGGCACCUACUCGUGGGACCAAUCCUUCUGGCGGGCUGGGAACCGGGAUCUCCUCGAUUUCCUCGAGUCCGACACUGGUAUGGCUUGGAACUGCGGUGAUGUAUAUAUCAACGUUGCUGACUACUCCAACUGGAAGGGCAUCGUCGAACCUGACAACUUGGUGAAGUUUGCGCGAGCAUUUCGUCAGUUGCCCGGAGCCGGCUCGAGGGUCCUCUGGAUGACCUACGGCGAUGUGGUUGAGCGUAACGGUGAGAAAAUGGUCGAAUUUGUGGCGACCUUCGAAGAGUGGCUACGGGACUAUGUCGGUUCUUCUGUGAUUCGGGAGAUCAUGCCUAUCGGUUUGAGCUACGACGUGGAGCAUGUGGACCCUAAGCUCGUCCGGGAAGCUCUCGUCGAGGCCAACAGCAUGAAGAGUCGAUUGACUGCCCAGUUGGGGUAUCCCUCUGGCUCGGUACUCCUACAAGCUACUAUUCAAGGUGCUGAGGACGAGGAAGGCACACGUUACGUCAUGGAGCAUGCCGACUCGGCGCUCAUGAUGCUUUAUCGUAAUUACAUCAUUGACCCGAACGGCAAGUACCAGGAAGACUCUAAUAUUGUCAACAGAAUGUACUGGAUGCUCACCGACCAGUGUGCGAAUUGUCUGAAGGACGACUAUUUCCCACGGGCGAAAAUCACCGUGAUGGUCGAAGCUUCUUGCAAGAUGGGUCGUGGGUGCGGUAAACUAUCCUUCUGCGCGCAUGAUGGGCCCGGGGCACAAGGCGGUGUCGAGUACAUGUGGAAUAUCCUUGGUGAAAUGGAUCGAAUAAUGCAGGACCCGUCCGAAGGGUAUAUGACUCCAGCACGUCAUGCGGCUCUUUUCAACCCCGACACGCCGUUCGCUGUACACGACUUUAGAUGGUCGCGAUGUUUCUACGGCCAAGCUUUCUCAACGAGCAUGGGCUACGAUGAUUGUGAUGCUUAUCACACUAUGGCAGAUAUAUGCCGAACUAAGUGACGAUCAAGUCGAUUUCUUGGGUAUUUGAACAUUGUUUCUCAUCUAAUAUCGCACAGGUGAAUUCUUGUAAGCCUGUUCUCCUUGCAUAUGUAUGCAUUAUGUAUAUCAUCUAGAGCUACUCGGUACAUAGACUAUUGUCGUCAUCCAUGUAUCGACG